UCGCGGUGUAAGACGCACGCUUGAUCAUCCCGGUUACCCUUCCAUUUCCACGAGUGAAAAGACGGAAGACCGAGACCGACGUUCGUUUUCCACCCCCGUUCGUCCGUCGAUCGCCGCAAACCUUGCGCGCUAAGGGUUUACGGGCGACCGGUCCGUGUCGCAUAUUUAUGACUCCCGAACCGCUGUAGUCCAACGCCGAGCUAUAUAAUGAUGUACUUCUUUCACCCUCCCCCGCCGUUUUGGAAAACCAUCGCGGCGUCCCGGUACUACAGCUUAUCGAAAACUGUUUAUUAUCGAGUCGAUGGUUUCGCUGUUGGGUUGAAGUUCGAGUAAAACAAAUCGAUAUAUCAGGAAAACAAAGCGGAUGUCACGCUCGUCUUCCAGUAUCCACGCUUCACAUGGAUACGUCUGGCACGCAACAUAAACGUGCAUAAAACGCACCGGUUCCCUAACGACAGUUGGUAGUCACAGUGUGGACAUCAACCUAUACGGUUUUAUCAAAGCAUUUACGUACUACGGAUCAAACCGUGGUUAGGGAAACGGUGCAUUUCAUUCGUAUGGACUUUUCGUUCGACGUUUUGAACUUUCAACACGGCCCCUGCGAUAAAACGCCUCCAUCAUCCGUGACGAUUUCGGAAAACUCGAAAUCUUGCGGACAACCAAACGGUAAAACGUUCAGGCGCCGUACGGGUGUAGGCUUAGAUGCCGUCACCCGUUUCCCCAUGUUUACGAACCGCCCCUGUGAUUUUUCGAACGUAUAGGGUCUUUAUGUCGGACACAAAGUUGAGCGUCUCGGAGUUCCGAUGGUACGCCAUCGACAACAGUGUCUCGCCGGAGUUUCUAUGAACAAGCGUAGAUCACUGAGGGUUUUGACGAUUUCAGACCUUGAACUGUGGGCACCGCGAUUAUGUCGGUUCGUAAUUAGGCUUUUAAUUGCGCUCCCGGAUUCGUUUCAAGCGAGACGUUGGUGUACGUAGGCCGACCGUCGCCGAGGGUUUAAAUACGUAUGCACGUGUGACGGAUUCGUAUCACGAAUCCAACGUGAUAUUUCGAGAAAACGUCGUACACGACCUGACUAUCGAAACGUGCAUAAGUAUCUUAUUACUGCACCGUGUGUUCUUAACGAUCUGUGUGAAGGAGCUGGCACUGUUUAUUUUAGACCUAUCCCCGAGGGGUAUCGGACAUUUUCGAGAGGGAUGUAAUAUGCGGUAUGCUAUAGGAGUAAAUAAUUAAUGAAUAAACUUUUUUGGGGUGGUAUACAUUUUUCUUUGGGGGGAAUGCUCCCUGGUCACCUCCUGAAAUAAAAAAUGCUGACUGGGGUGCUACAUAGGACUGGUUAUUCACAGGAUCACCGGAAGUGACCGCUCUUGGUGAGAAACCAAAGUGGAUACAUGCAAUGCACGGUGGAUUAAGAUUUACAAUUGAUUUGAAACACGUUUACCCGUGAAAUACUAUCCACAGCAGUGGUUAUAACUGAAAUCCAAAACUCUGAAUAAUAAAAAAUUGUCAACCUUAACAAUUAUUUAGUGUACUCAGAUUAUAGGCAUAGAUGAUAAUUCGAUUUUAACUCAAUUUCCAGUACUAGACUCGUCAAGAUUCAUUAUUUUUAAUCUGGGAAGACUACGAAAAAUACUCAGAGUAAGCCUAUCCAAACCCCUCCUUAAGUUGCACUUAUGACGCGACCUCUGACAUUAUACAUCGACACACCGGCCUAUGAAAUACGAUUUGACGUUUAAGUACAUCUGCUGAAAUUCUGUGCAUCUAUUCAAAACGAUUCAAACCGCGGUCGUUCAUUGUUAAUACAUCGGUUAGGUUAGAUUAUUUCGUUUCAUCAUCAUUAUUACCUAUAUGUUUUCGGAUACGUGCUUCCGCUCUCGAUUUAUCCGUCCCAACAGGUUAUCGAUUCUAGGACGAUACAAUGUAGGUAAACUCAUACUAUACGUAUCGGUUUCGCAGCCCCGCCUGUGUUUGCGUGCGCAGUGUUCGGAAAACCAACCUCGCGUUACGGUCUACGUCGAACGACGCCCGCGUUGCGUCAAACCGAUGUCAACAAAUGAAAAAUGAUAUGCGUAGUAUUACGGUUUAAUCGAUUACAGUCGUCACUGUGUACAGAACGUUUCGUGUGACACCAACGGCGCGGCGAAAGAGUUUUAAAUACGCCUAGGCUUCGUGGUGGAAAUCCGGAACGAUUUAUUUUACAGGUGUCACGGAAGCACCAUUCGCGAUGAGCUACUGCAACUACAGUUUACCGUGCCCAGGAGAGUACGGCUUCACUAGGUGCGAGAACCACAUGUGCAUGUGCGACGAGAACUCGUACAAGGUGUACAACGACACGUCCAGGAAAACCUAUUGCCAUUUGUGUUCGAGGUUCCAAGAGAGCUGUGCGAUGAAUAAAUGUUGUCAGAACCCGCAAGCUACUGCGUGCAUCAACGACGUGUGCGUGUGCAGAUCGGGAAUGGAAGAAGAAUGUCUGUCGGUCAUUUACAGAAGCAGAUACACGCCGACGUUGGGCAUUCAAUUGGCUAACACGCUUUCAGUAUCGUUCGCUUUCGUCUUUUUGGCUAUCACAUUCAUCGCUGUCAUUAGGAAAACGUUAUUGAGGUGCAGCUUUUGCAGGUGCGACUCGAUGAGUAGAGUGGCCAGCGACAGUUCGCUGAACGAGUUCAUCAAGCACAAAAUGCAGGACAGACCGCCGUGUUACGAUGACAUCGAGAAAGACCGUAAAGUUCCUAUAGACACGUGCAGCCUGUGGCUACAGCAGCAGCCACCGCCCGAGUACGGCGCGACUCACUUCGGCCAGACCAACACGUCCAGGAGCGCUGCGAACCGGACCCUGUCGAUCAGCGACGAAGUAGAAAUGCACUCGGCUCCACCAAACUACUCGACUUUCACCACGGUCACCGACGUUACCGCAACGAUCCCCGGCCGGUCCGGAAGUGCCAGAAACAACUCUCAAAACGAAAUCAUCCUCACGCAACCUAUCUACAUAAAUCGUGACAGCUGUCUGAAGUACACGUAGAACGUACAGAUGAUACGGAGAUGGGUCGGCGUACCGGGAAACUGGAAAAUUAAUUUAAAUAUUUUGAACAUUUUUUUUUUUU
Sipha flava (yellow sugarcane aphid) is the source of this 3101-nucleotide messenger RNA. RefSeq lists its product as uncharacterized. Lineage: Eukaryota; Metazoa; Arthropoda; Insecta; Hemiptera; Aphididae. The transcript is spliced from 6 exons. The record is from RefSeq and is a predicted model, not a curated record. The coding region runs from base 2225 to 3019 and encodes 264 amino acids.